AUGGAAUCUGAUGCAGUUUCACAGGGAGUUAAAUUUCAGAAAGACGACGACAUGACCCCAAACGAAGGGGAAAGCCAAAUAGACCUUGUGACUUGCACCACGCAGUUGACAUGCAGUAUUCGUCAAUGGUCUGUAAAACGCCAAGAAACGAUUGAAACAUUGCGAAGCCUGGCAGAUGAACUUAUGGAACAUUACAAGAAUGUUCACAUUGCCAAGAUCUCGGGCUCAUCAGCAUCAAUCGGAGGCUUUGUUUUAGCCGCUACGGGGUUCGGUCUCGCUGCUGUCAGUCUUGGGACUUCACUGAUUCUAUCUGCGGUUGGAGGAGCGAUCUGCGCCGGCGGAGGCGCUACUGUGGCUGGUUCCAGCAUUGUACAAUCGAAAAUUUUCAAAACAAAGCUCGCGACGGCGCAAGAAAUCAUCGACGCCGAUCGCAAAGCACAGGAACCUGUGCAGAGGCUUUUAGAUGACCUUUGUCGUGAAGUAUCCAAAGAAUCGUUUAGCAGCGUGAAAAAUAGUCUCGCUUGCAAUGUAAGCGUCGCCUUGUUGGUGAAAAACCUCGUCGAUGUGAGUAACGGAAUAAACAUGACCGGCGCUAGUGUGGCAACGACAGUGGCAAGUGAGGGUAUGGAUGGAAUACUCCGAUCUAUAGGUAUAGCUGGAAACACCGCUCGGAUUGGAAUAUUCGCAGUGAGCAUUGCACUUCUCCCUUUGGACAUUUACACUAUGGUAACUUCCUUUACGGAGAUUGACUCCGUUCGAAAAGGAAAGAAAGAGAAGGAGCCAGAGGCGGUUAAAAAGUUAAGAGAGCUGGCAGAUGAUUUGGAGAAGGAAAUGAACGAGAUACUUCAAGCUGUCGAAGAAUUCCAGCGAAAAAAACCUCUAUGACUUUUAUUUGAGGAAAAAUAUAAACAUUACAACGCAAAGGCAAAUCUCGUGCCAGCGGCCUUUAUAGUUGGUACGGUCGUAAAGCUUACGUUAAACAUCAACCGACACAAUUUUGUAAUUCGUCGGUUUAUUGCUCGAGGAUUUUUCAAUCUGGCGCCAUUAGAAGAUAGGAAAAAUAGAAAAUGAUGAACAACUGAUAAAACAGUAGAUUGCGAGAUGAUUUGGCUUUCGUCGAUGGAAUCGAUUCAUUAACGAAACAAAAAAUUACGAUCAUACAAUUUACAUUUUCGACUGAAGGGCACCCGUAGUUGUCACGUUGCUGCGGUAACCAAUGCAAAAGGGAAGAAUUUACGGCUAAAAGAAUAACUGCGAUUUCGUGAGGGCAAAACGAAAGGAUUCGUUUGUGGAUAAUCUAUUUAUUAAUUGUUAAGAAACAAAAAGUGCGAGUGUUUCAGUAUUUAGAUCUAUCAAUUCACCUAUCCCUGAUUACCACCUGUUUGAACGUCAUGUUUUAACAUGCAUGAGUGGUAGAACUGUCACUCAGUCGGCUACCUGCCUAGCGAUUUUUGGGUCAUUACAAUUUCAGAUUAACCACUCCCGGCCAAAACUCAUCUCCAAAAUAGCGACUGGAAAUUAAACUACUUGGUAUCAACUGGACCUGAGAUCGACGAAAGCCUAAAAAUAAGUAUUCUUUUGCUGGAAAUCGAUCUAUAAAAGAUUCCAUGCAGCCUUAUCUUUGGAAUUGCGCCAAAUUUUUUAUACGUAUUGUACUUAUGAUUUACUUUCUUGCAACGAAGGUCAUUUUUUCUUGUUAUUAUUUGUUUGUUUUUGUUUGCCGUUUUUUAAAUUCAGUCGCGUUCGGAGAUCUGUUUUGAGGAGUGGCAUGGUGGGAAGGGCUUCAGUAAACACAGCAACCUGAUAACUAAGUAUAUUCUCCAUACUGUUCUCUGUAUAUUUCCUUUAUGUUAACAAGGUGAAUUUGCACAUGGAUCAAGAAGUACCUCAGUUGGUGAUCAUUUUAGAGUUAACACAUAGACACUGAAACAAAUCUUUCUGUUUACAUCUAAAUUAUUCUUCAUUAGAUCAAGUUUUGUCUAUAUUCAUCAACAACUCAAAGCCAACGCCGUACAGAAUCAUGGACGGGUUCAAAUUUUUUUAAUAGCUAUAGGCAUUUGCGGUUGACAACAGCGGGGCCCUCUUCAUCAUAUUCUUGCUUAGAGAUCCACAUGGACUGAAAAUCCGAUAACGAAGCCAGGAUUGAUCCCCCAAUCCAUGCAGAGUAUUUAGGCUCAGGAGGAGCAAUGAUCUUGACCUUUCUUGUAGGUGAAGCCCCGGCGAGUCCAGUGAUCUCCUUCUGCACUCUUUCAGCAAUUCCUUUGAACAUAGUGGAGCCACCAGACAAGACAAUAUUGGCGUACAUUUCAUUUCUGAUGUCUUCGUUGCACUUCACGAUGGACUCAAAUACGAGCUGAUGGAUGCCGGGUGACAACGCUAAACUAUUGUCAGCCAUGGAGGGCUGGAACAGAACCUCGGGACAUCUAAAUCUCUCGUCGCCAAGAGUGACAAACUGGCCAUCAGAGAGUUCAUAGCUUCUCUGCAAGCUCGGAUCAGAGGCAGCAGUACUCAUCUCCUUUUCAAAGUCCUGAGCGACAUAGCAAAGCCUCUCUUUAACAUCUCUUGCUAAUCUGUGCUCGGUUAGAGUCUUGCCCCGUUCGCCCAGAAUCUUUGUGAGAUAAUCUGUCAAAUUCGUACCGGCCAAAUCGAGACUCGAAACGUUCUGGCGAAGAGCGAAACCUUCACUGAUAGGGACGGCGUAACUGACGCCGAAACCACUCUGGAGGACGAUACCAUCCUUACGGCCAGAGGCGUAGAGAGACAGGACAGGUGCUGGAGCUAAAUACAUCGCUGGUGUAUGGAAGGUCUCGAACAUGAUCUAUUGAAAUAGAGAUAACAGAAAUUAACUGAAGCACUUGCCUCCCACGCUGGCAUUGUUUAGAGUAUAAAAACUAAACCUGAAUAGAGAUAUUUUGAGUCUCUGCUUCCCCGUAAAUCGCCUUUACCAGUUUUUUCGUCCCUAUCCUAAAUCAGUAGCAAAAUGUUUCGGUGGGCAUUGUUGAAAAGCUUGGGCGAACAUUUUUCUAGGUCAAAAUGGAGCUAC
This is a messenger RNA of Pocillopora verrucosa, 3043 nucleotides long. RefSeq names its product apolipoprotein L3-like. Lineage: Eukaryota; Metazoa; Cnidaria; Anthozoa; Scleractinia; Pocilloporidae. The record is from RefSeq and is a predicted model, not a curated record. Gene Ontology annotation, molecular function: lipid binding. Gene Ontology annotation, biological process: lipid transport; lipoprotein metabolic process. Gene Ontology annotation, cellular component: membrane; extracellular region.